AUGUCUGUACUAGAAUUUAAUAAUUCCAAUAACGUUCAUUAUUCGUGGUUACAACGUUUUGCUGGUAAUAUAAUUCGGUAUGGUUGUACAAGUCGAUUGCAACAUAUAGCUAUUGUUAUGGAUGGUAAUCGUCGUUUUGCACGUGAUCUUAAAUUGGAACGUGCUCGUGGACAUACAUUAGGUGCUGAUAAAUUAUUUGAUGUUUGUCAAUGGUGUCAUGAUUUAGGUAUAAAAGAAUUAAGUGUUUAUGCAUUUUCUCUUGAAAAUUUAAAACGUUCUCAAGAUGAAAUUGAUACAUUAAUGAAUAUCGCACGUUUAAAAUUAAAUGAAAUUGUAAAAUCAUUAGAUAAAAUACAUGAACAACAAAUAUGUAUACGUGUUAUUGGAAAUUUAGAUUUAUUACCAGAUGAUAUACAACAAUCAAGUUAUCGUUUAAUGAAAGAAACAGAUCAUUAUAA
Adineta steineri is the source of this 458-nucleotide messenger RNA. The record is from the annotation of a GenBank genome assembly. NCBI's taxonomy places the organism in Eukaryota, Metazoa, Rotifera, Eurotatoria, Adinetida, Adinetidae.